GUUGUAGCAGGCUUGAUGGAUUGGCAUUGGUGUGGACCAAGUUGGCAAUACUGUGUACACCAGACACCUCUCCCUACAGCUUACCCCCUCUGUACCACCCUGUGCUUGGUGAUGUUUGCCCAUGUCACCCACAGCAACCCCACCAAACAAGCUAUACCCCCUAUAAUGAAAGACCAGCCCUUCCUCGUCUUCUGGAACAUUCCGACUGAGAAAUGCAGCACUCACCGAGGGGUUGACCUCCACCUGGGUGACUAUGGGAUCGUGACAAAUAAAAAUGAAGUCUUUAUGGGAGAGAACAUCACCAUAUUUUAUAUUGCACAAUUGGGCAAGUAUCCCUACUACAUGGGUGACGAUCCAAUUAAUGGGGGCUGUCCCCAGAACGCCAGUCUGAAGGAGCACAGCAAAGCGAUGAGGGUUGAUGUACAGAGGUAUUUAUCCAGGAACUACAGGGGCCUGGCUGUUAUUGACUGGGAAGAAUGGCGACCCCUCUACUGGAGGAACUGGGGCUCCAAAAUCAUCUACAGGAACAAGUCACAGGACAUUGUCCGGGCCCGACACCCAGAAAGCUCUUUCCAGCAGAUAGAGAAGCAAGCCCAGGUGGAGUUUGACAAGGCCGCAAGGCUCUUCCUCAGCAGCACCCUGAAACUGGGCCAGCAGCUGAGACCUGCGGCACUCUGGGGCUACUACCUCUUCCCUGACUGUUACAACUACCAUUACGGGCAUGAAUAUGCCGAGUACGAUGGCCGCUGUCCCGCAGUCGAGAUUAAACGCAACAAUGAUCUGGGCUGGUUGUGGGCACAGAGUAAUGCUCUUUUUCCGUCCGUCUACGUGGAGGAACGGUUAAAGUCUUGCAAACGAGUGAAGCUCUAUGCCAGAUACCGAGUGACAGAGGCCAUGCGAGUAGCACUGAUGUCGGGCUCCAAGUACGCACGGCCUGUCUUCGUAUACACCCGCUCGCACUACGCUGAAACCCUCAAACCUCUGACACAGGUUGAUCUGAUACACACCAUUGGAGAGAUUGCAGCCUUGGGGGCAAGUGGAGUAGUUCUCUGGGGGUCUAUCGACUUCUCCAGAACCACGGAAAACUGCCAGAGUGUGAAGGAUAAUCUGAAAAACAUCCUGGGCCCCUACAUUUUGAAUGUGACAAUGGCCGCCCGUUUAUGCAGUCACAUGCUGUGCAGGAAACAUGGGAGAUGUUACCGCAAGUGGCCCGAGGAUGAUGCCUUCUUACACCUGAGUCGCAAGUCCUUCCACAUGGUGACCCGGGAAAGAAUCUAUGUUAAAGGCCGUCUCAAGUACUCGGACCAGAGGUGGAUUCGAGCCCACUUCCACUGUCAGUGCUACAAGGGCUGGAGUGGUUUACGUUGCAGCCACUUUGAGGAUAGCUCAGUGGCACCUCAUAGUGAACAGUCUGUCUUCACCAUGGCUUUUCUCCCACUGCUGAUGCUGAUCCAGUUCCUCUGCUGA
Molecule: messenger RNA, 1467 nt
Organism: Hypanus sabinus (Atlantic stingray)
Lineage: Eukaryota; Metazoa; Chordata; Chondrichthyes; Myliobatiformes; Dasyatidae
Product: hyaluronidase-like
Exons: 3
Coding region: 16-1467 (483 amino acids)
Biological process (GO): carbohydrate metabolic process; hyaluronan catabolic process
Molecular function (GO): hyalurononglucosaminidase activity
Source: RefSeq, a predicted model, not a curated record